This is a messenger RNA of Monoraphidium neglectum, 660 nucleotides long. RefSeq lists its product as hypothetical. NCBI's taxonomy places the organism in Eukaryota, Viridiplantae, Chlorophyta, Chlorophyceae, Sphaeropleales, Selenastraceae. The record is from RefSeq and is a predicted model, not a curated record. The transcript has 2 exons. The coding region runs from base 1 to 660 and encodes 219 amino acids.
AUGUUGACCGAGGUCAAACUACUGCAAGCCGCCACCAAGCGCCUGGUGUCUUGGUUAGCAGACCGAUACGGCGCGCCCCCCAGCGUCGCCGCGGGCGCCGCCGCGCCGCUGGCGGCCGCCGCGCGCAUACGAGCCGCGCACCUGUGCACGUCGGCGGUCGAGGCCGCGCGCGGCGGCGGCGGCGCGGGCGCCGCGCGGCUCGGGCGGAGGGACGUCGAGCGGCUGCACCGGAAGCUCAAGGUGGCCUGGCUGUUCGGCCAGGCGGCGCGCGUGUCCGAGGUUGAGGGGGCGCUAACCUCGGACAGCACCGAGCAGCAGCGCCACGCGGCGCUGGUGGAGGCGACGAUCGCCGAGAGGGGCGUCAGGGCGGCGUACGCGCUGCAGGCGCGCGGCGAGCGCCUGCGGGACGCGGCAGCGUCGAGGCAGCUCCGGCGGCGCGGCGGCGCGGGUGCGGCGGAGGCCGGCGGCGGCGCCGGCAGCGGCCGCAGCAGGUCCACGACGAUUGAGAUCAGUGGAGGUUAUGAGCAGCUGGCGGCGCUUACGGCGGCACUCGCCCGUGCGUCCGGCGCCCUCGCCGCCGGCGCGUCGGACGGCGGCGGUGGCGGCAUCGGCGGCGGCAUCGGCGGGGCGGCGGCGGGGCCCGGGGGCCGGCCUGACUGA